This is a messenger RNA of Eruca vesicaria subsp. sativa (arugula), 1806 nucleotides long. The record is from the annotation of a GenBank genome assembly. Lineage: Eukaryota; Viridiplantae; Streptophyta; Magnoliopsida; Brassicales; Brassicaceae.
UGGAUUAGUAUUAUUAGUCUAUUACUAUUACAUGCUUUUUAUGAAAAUGUGACAUCAUUAGGACGUGUAAAUGGUCAACUAUUUAGCAUCUGUCGAUAAAAUGAUUAAUUCAUCGUUUGCGUUCUCCACCUAACUCACGAUUUCACCAACCCCACACCUCUCUCUUUUUCUUGUUUUUAUCACUCCGAUCAAACCAAAGAAGAACAUCACUUUCCCCUGACUCAAAAAGAUGGCUUCCAUUUCAAAUCUCGCAAACCUUACACCCGCCGCUUCCACCAACUCCAGAUCUUCUUCCUCCUCCUCUGUCUUACCAAGAUCCUUCGUCAACCUCCGUAGUUUGAACGCUAAGCUUUCCUCUUCUUCUCAUCUUUCCCUUCGUCACAACCAACAGAUCAGACCUUCCCUCUUUGUGAGGUGUUCAGCCUCUGGUGGAAACGGAAGUGCUGCAAAGAGAACGACUCUUCAUGAUCUAUAUGAGAAGGAAGGCCAGAGUCCUUGGUAUGACAAUCUUUGCCGUCCCGUAACUGAUCUUCUUCCCUUUAUUGCUCGUGGUGUUCGUGGCGUUACUAGCAACCCUGCGAUCUUCCAGAAAGCCAUCUCCACCUCAAAUGCUUAUAAUGAUCAGUUCAGGACACUUGUGGAAUCAGGAAAGGACAUUGAGAGCGCAUACUGGGAACUUGUGGUGAAGGAUAUUCAAGAUGCCUGCAAGCUUUUUGAGCCAAUCUAUGACCAGACAGAAGCUGAGGAUGGAUAUGUCUCUGUUGAAGUCUCACCUAGGCUUGCUGAUGAUACCAAUGGCACUGUUGAAGCUGCUAAAUAUCUUCACAAGGUUGUGGACCGUCGCAAUGUUUACAUUAAGAUCCCUGCUACUGCUCCAUGCAUUCCUUCCAUCCGGGAUGUCAUUGCUUCUGGAAUUAGUGUCAAUGUCACGCUUAUAUUCUCAAUAGCUAGAUAUGAGGCAGUGAUUGAUGCUUAUUUGGAUGGGCUUGAGGCUUCUGGACUUGAUGACCUCUCAAGAGUUACAAGUGUUGCUUCUUUCUUUGUUAGUAGAGUGGAUACUCUUAUGGACAAGAUGCUUGAGAAAAUUGGUACCCCAGAAGCCCUAGAACUCCGUGGAAAGGCAGCUGUGGCUCAAGCUGCAUUAGCAUACAAGCUGUACCAGAAGAAAUUCUCAGGACCAAGAUGGGAGGCUCUGGUGAAGAAAGGUGCCAAGAAGCAGAGGCUUCUCUGGGCAUCAACAAGUGUUAAGAACCCAGCUUACUCUGACACCUUAUAUGUCGCUCCUCUCAUUGGACCUGACACUGUGUCAACCAUGCCGGAUCAAGCCCUGGAAGCAUUCAUAGACCAUGGAACCGUGAAGAGGACGAUAGAUGCGAAUGUGUCUGAAGCGGAAGGGAUUUACAGUGCACUAGAGAAGCUGGGAAUAGACUGGAACAAAGUGGGAGAACAGUUGGAAGAAGAAGGUGUAGACUCGUUCAAAAAGAGUUUCGAGAGUCUGCUUGGUACACUACAAGAGAAGGCCAACACUCUCAAGUUAGCCAGCCAUUGAAUGGAGAAAAAGCUUGUCCUCACGGUUUGAGUUUGGGUCUUCAUUUUGUUUUCGGUGGUAAUAAAAUAAAUGAACCUUUGUGCUUUUGUUCUUUAACACUAUGCUUCCCACUAUGCUUUCUAGAGAUGUUAUAAUGGCUUCUGUUUCAUGUUCACAAUAUGGAUUCUUGUCUUGUUCGUUUAUGAUGUUUAAUUUUCAAAUAUUAAAAAAACUACUCUCGAUGUGAAGAAUGAUGAUAAGAUUUUAUGGUUGAACCU